AUGGCUGCCCGUGACUUGAAAGAUGUGUUUAUUGAGUGUCAAGAUUCACAGAAUCACCAUCAGUUGAUAAAGGCUUUUCACAAGAUAUACGAUCAAAUGCCUUUUGAAGAAUUUUGGACGCAAUUUUUGAAACUAAUCAAGCAUCCAUUUGUGGUUUAUGCAAGGGAACCAGCAGUAGAGAAGACAGUCGAGUUUAUUGCUAAAGCUGUGACCGAUCUCACUUUAGUACACUCAAAGCAAUUGAAACUUUCCAAGCAGAAAAAGAAGGAUGUCAUAGAUGAGGAUGAAGAAGAUGAAGACAUGCAUCCAUUGCUAAUGAGAUUAUUUUCAUUUUUACUUGAUGUGCACAGUGCAAAGGAGCGAGCUGUCCGAUUUCGUGUGUGUCAGCUUGUCACACAACUUCUACAUAAUCUUGGUGAAGGAGCACAGAUAGAUGAUGCACUUUACUAUCGCCUCUACCAGUGCAUGGUGGAGCGACUCCGAGACAAAUGUCCACUUGUGAGGGUCCAUGCUGUGUUGGCACUGACCAGGCUGCAAGAUCCAGCAGAUGAGAACUGUCCUAUCACAAAAGCUUAUAUCAUUCUGAUGACAAGAGAUCCUAAUGCAGAAGUGAGGCGCAUUGUUCUGACCUGCAUUGCUCCUUCCACAUUCUCGUUGUCUGCAAUCCUUGAGCGUAUACAUGAUGUGAAGGAUACAGUACGAAGAACUGCAUUUACUGUCAUUGCAGAAAAGAUUCCACUGAAAGCACUUAACUUUGAGCAACGAAUUCAGCUUCUGCAGGAUGGUCUUAGUGAUAGAUCAGAAGCUGUGCAGAUUGCCUGUUCCAGUAAGUUGCUUCAAGCCUGGUUGUCCGCUUGUGAAGGCAAUGUGCUGGAACUUCUCUCCAGAUUGGAUGUAGAAAGCUCUGUUAAGAUAUGUGAAAAGGCAUUGUGUAUUCUUUUCAAGAAUUCUGGAAUACUGAACUUGGUGCAGAAGUUUGAUAUGAUCAAUGAAAGAGCUCUGAUAGACGAGGCUAAUCUUACCUGUGAAAGUGCAUUUUACUGGCGCAACCUUGUUCAGUUUAUACACGGAGAAGGUCACGAUUAUGUGGAACAGUUUGAUCAAGUCUGUCCCAACUGUGUUGAAUUCUGUGCCUACAUAAAGAGUUUCACCAAGCUAAUGGCUGAUUGCUCAGACAUGGAGAGAAGGAUAGAACUUGAGUUUAUUCUUCAGCAACUUCUCCAUAUUAUUACACUGAUGGAUUUCUCAGAUGAAGCUAGCAGAAAGGCAACAGAAAAACUGCUCCAUGGUAUGUUGGUGUUGGACAGCAUUGGACCAGCCCUGGUUCCUCAUAUCUUGUCCUGCAUGAAGAAAGUCCACACUGACACAGAGGACCUUAUCAACUGUAUUGCCGAAACAAUUUCAGAUAUCAGGGAACCAAUCACCACCGUUGAAACGCAAGAAUCAUUAAAUGCAGACGCUCAAAGAAAUGUGGAUAAAAAGAUUGCCAGCAUACGAGUCAAGUUGCAUCAGUUGAGGGAGGAGCUUAGUGACUGCAUUGAGAAGCAAGAUUUUGAAAAUGCUGCACGCCUGAAAGCAGACAUUUAUCAGCUUGAUGGUGAGCGCUCUUCGCUGAUGGAGGCAUCCAAGCCUAAACUUGAGGAAGUAAGGAUUCAAAAGAAUGAUUCUGUCACUAUCUUAAAGUGUUUAACUAUAAUAUGUGAGCUGCUGAUGAAUAUCAAUGUGAAGACCUUGUCUCCCUCACUGCAAGCUCUCAUGGAAAGCCAGAUCCUGCCAGGCAUGGUGAAUGAGGAGUCUGAAGUUCGCAAUGCAGCAGUCAAAGCCAUUGGCUUAUGUUGUCUCAUCAAAAAGGACAUUAUUAUGCAUCAUUUAGCACUCUUGUUGCAGGCCGCUCAGAUGGAUACUCAGCUUGUGAAAGCAACAGCAUUGAAAUCUGUUUUUGACCUGGUCCAUGUUUUCGGCCUGGAUGCCUUUAGCGAUGAGGAUACAUCUGUAAGUAAAGAAACAAGUAUCAAUGGUGAAGUGAAGGAUCAUGAGGAACUUGACAAUACAGAAGAGCAGCAAAAUGUGACUAUGAAUUCUGCAGGUGAAGAUGCCGACACGACCAAAGAGAAUUUGAAUGAAAAUGAUAGAAAAGGCUGGACGGAAACUGCAGGCAAAGUUAUAGCUAUUCUCAGUUCUUUCUUGGACAACGAGAGUUCAGAACUGCGAAAUAUUGCUGCUGAAGGGAUGUCUAAGCUGCUUCUCUCAGGCCGUGUUGUGUCUUCCAAACUGUUGUCUCACUUGUUGCUUUUGUGGUACAAUCCUCUUGUUGAAGAUGAUGAGGCCCUAUUACAGUGCUUGGGAGUUUUUUUCCCAUUGUAUGCUUUCUCGUGCAGCUCAAAUCAACAGCAGAUUGAAGAAGCUUUUAUACCAACUCUGCGUACUUUGUUGCAUGCCCCGUCAACUUCUCCUUUAAGAGAAAUCAAUGAAGUCAAUGUGGCAACUUUCCUUAUGGAACUUACCGAUGCUCAGCAUUUGAUUGAUAAUCAAAAAUCUAAAACCCCAGUUCUGGAAAACCCUUGUCAUGAUAACAUAGCUGUCAAACUGUGCAACGAGAUAAUAUCACAUCCAGAUUCAUUCAGUACGAAACUGUGGCUCAGAGUGCUAAGUCAGUUGAGUGUUAGCCCAGAAAACGCCAGCCUGCUCAAAGAUUUAUGUGCAAUGUGUGAGGAUAUGGCCAUGGUUGUUACAGAAAAACAAUGUGUUAAGCUGCUUCAGAAGUUUAGAGACACCCUUUAUGCACAGUGGGAUGCUAUCAAAAAGGUCUCACAGAUGACUGACAAGGCAGUAAUUAAUGAUAAACAUUCCUGUGCCGUUACUGAUGGAGGGGAUGGAGGUUUUUCUCAAGCUUCAGUGGAACAGAUCAUUUCACACUCUGAAAAUGAAGCUGAUGAGAAUGUUGCAGAGUCUAAAACUUUACCCGCUUCUUCCUCUGUGGUAAAAAGAAAUGCAACUGCAGGACGAAAAGCUGUAAAAACACCUGCUGUUUCUAAACCUGUGCCUGGCAAAGGAACUAAAUAUCUGCCUGAAUCAGCAAGCAGAAUGCAUGAUACAAGUGCAUUAAACUAUGGUGUAUUUGCUACCCCGCUGAAAAGUUCCAGGAUAACUGCAAAUAUUGAAGACACCAGAGUUGACUUGGAAAAUCUAAUGUCUGAAAGCUUGUCAAAAACACCAGCAAUGCUGGGGAAGACUCCAAAAACUCCAAGGAGACCCCUUCACAAUAGUCAGGAUCCAACAUUUAAAGGCUAA
Candidula unifasciata is the source of this 3291-nucleotide messenger RNA. NCBI's taxonomy places the organism in Eukaryota, Metazoa, Mollusca, Gastropoda, Stylommatophora, Geomitridae. The record is from the annotation of a GenBank genome assembly.